Seriola aureovittata is the source of this 1960-nucleotide messenger RNA. RefSeq names its product preproinsulin (gene ins). The transcript has 3 exons. Bases 896 to 1249 code for a protein of 117 amino acids. Lineage: Eukaryota; Metazoa; Chordata; Actinopteri; Carangiformes; Carangidae. The record is from RefSeq and is a predicted model, not a curated record. Gene Ontology annotation, cellular component: extracellular region. Gene Ontology annotation, molecular function: hormone activity.
GCAGCCGAGACACCGACUAACGUCAAACAACAGGAUGGACGAGACGAAACACUAUUAAAAAGAUGGAAAAAUGAGUGUGAGAAUGACGUGAACGCACUCGGAAAAUAAUCCUUCAGCUUUGUUAAAAUGACAAAAGAGUUUUAACGUCUAAAACUUGACAGACCGAAUGAAACGCACCGUUACAGGAUUAAAAUCAUGUAUUUCUCUGCGAUUGAGCAUUGAUCCAAACAUUUGGGAUAACGUGAGAACACAGCUCUAGUUGUUUUUAGUGAUUUUAAAUGCACAUUUUAUUUUGAAUUUGCACAUAAAAACAAGUGGAUGGAAACUUGUCUGAACUAAUCUGAGGUCACCGUGUGGAACUUGUGCUUUUCUUCAGUAUUUCCAUUUUAUUCUUGUUUUAUACUUUAUACUAAUUCUGGAGGCCAAGAUUUGUACUUUGAACCGAAGCAUUUAUUGGACGUGUUUACUCACUUUACUUUGCGCUCAGCAGCGGCUGAUUGAUGAUCGGUAUUCGUCAGUAAGAGGUGAUCAGAUCACGGCGGAUCAUUAGCUCUGUUUGUUUUACUAAGUGUUGAAGCCGGUCAAUCAGAACUAAACUGUGCCACUUCACAUGUGCUGACUGGCAGGUUAUCUGUUUUCCACACACACACCUGAAACCGACUGAUUGAUUAUAUUUGGAGGACUUGGUUUUUGUCGACGGGCCGAGUCCCCGCAACGUGACCAACAGGUUGAUGUCCCCGUGAGGGCUGUGGGCGUGGACGAGGAGGCGAUGGAGUAUAAAUGGAGGUGAGACCCUCCGUUCUGCCUCACAUCAACCUGCUCUCAGCUGCCCUGCCACUGCUCCUCCUCUUCAUCACAGACUCACCUCCUCCUCUUCCUCCUCCGACUCUACAGCAUGGCGGCGCUGUGGCUCCAGUCUGUCUCUCUGCUGGUCUUACUGAUCGUAUCGUGGCCGGGCUCCCAGGCCGUCGCCCCCCCGCAGCACCUUUGCGGCUCGCACCUGGUCGACGCCCUGUACCUGGUCUGUGGGGACAGAGGCUUCUUCUACAACCCCAAGAGAGACGUCGACCCUCUGCUGGGUUUCCUCCCUCCCAAGGCGGGUGGAGCGGCGGCGGCGGCGGGCGGUGAAAACGAAGUGGCCGAGUUCGCCUUCAAGGACCAGAUGGAGAUGAUGGUGAAGCGAGGCAUCGUGGAGCAGUGCUGCCACAAGCCCUGCAACAUCUUCGACCUGCAGAACUACUGCAACUGAACGGCUCUCCGCUGCCUUCCCCGCCCCCGCCCUCGCAUCGAGAGAGCGGCAGCGCUGUCCUCUCUCUGAAAACCCUGCUGACAAAUGAAGUCUUCACAAAUGGAUGAAAUUAUUUUUCCUAGAAAAUAAAGUUUUGUGAAUUGAGAAAAUAUCAGGAAAUGUUUUUCUCUGAUGUCAAGACUUUUCUUCAUUGUCUUAAAUUUGAUUCGCUAAAGUCAAAAGGAGGACACGUUACAUUACUUAUUAACCACAUUUAAAGAUUUGCGUCCUGGUUGGUUUGGUGACACCAUGGUUACUAUGGUAACAGCAAGUGUGGUUUAAAACUACAGCAAACUGUCUGAGCAGCUACGUUGCCAGAAAACCAACAGAAGAGCAGCUGAUCUCUUUUUACAGUGACGCUAAACAAACUGUUGUUUUAAUAAAGAAGUCAGGCAGUAAUGAAUAAACCUCCUUCUGAUUUCAUGUUGUUUUUCACACGAUGGCAGUGCACAGUGAAUAACUCCAAACUUCAGUUAAUUGUAAAUCUUGAUGUUAUUCUUGGCAAAUUCUUCCUUCAUAAGAUCAGAUGCUUUAGCAAAACCCCUUUUUCUCAGCAGGUAAAUUAAUUUUUUGAAAUAAAAGGGCUUUAAAAUGCCUGAGAUAUCUGAACGUGGUAUUUAAACUGUUGUUAUUGUUGCAGUCCAGAGCUGCAAGCCAUUAUCAAUAGAACAU